Molecule: messenger RNA, 3255 nt
Organism: Scylla paramamosain (green mud crab)
Lineage: Eukaryota; Metazoa; Arthropoda; Malacostraca; Decapoda; Portunidae
Product: monocarboxylate transporter 9-like
Exons: 5
Coding region: 1461-2774 (437 amino acids)
Biological process (GO): transmembrane transport
Cellular component (GO): membrane
Molecular function (GO): monocarboxylic acid transmembrane transporter activity
Source: RefSeq, a predicted model, not a curated record
UGUCCUGUCCUUCGCCACAUUUCCUUAUCGCAUCGCCUUGCUCCUCCAUUACCGCUGGCUUCUCAACCUCCUCAGCCUUCUCGCCGCUCCCUGCCUUGCUUCUGCUGGGGUGGGUGAAGGAGGCGCCACCACCAGCACCAGCAUCACCACCACUCGAGCUAUCACAAGGACUGUUACCUGCGUCUGCUUCCGCAUUGUCUCUCUCCAUGUUGUCUAUUCUGCUUUCGUCUUGUGGAGUUUAAACUGUAUCCUAAAAUUCCUCUGCGCAACACCGCCACUGCUUUCCAAAGGCUCUAUAUAGAAGUGACACGGGUUUUUAAAGGUGUUUUUACAGUCGUAAUGACAGAUUAACUAGAUUUUACAAUGUUAACAGGAGAAGCAGUCUUGGGAACCUGGUUAAUCACAUCUGUAGCUUUUCAAAAUGGUAGUGGUGCGAGAACGAAGAGUUUCGGAAUCCAGGCCUUCUGCGCAGUGUGUUGCGAGUUUGUGAUGCGCAGCCGUCAUUCCCGUUGUUUGUUUUCUGUUUGUUGUGUGGUUUGCUUGGGAGUUUACAAGAGUGGUGUGGCUGUGUCUGUGGCUUACAUUAUCCCUCCUCUACGAUCAGAUAUCAACUGCUCAGUGACUUACUAUUUCGUGUCCAACUGUUCUUUAUCUCUGCGGGGAAGAUAACAGAACACUUUAUUUUUCUUUUUCUCUUCUUGUUCUCUCGAUGAACAACUUAUAGCACACUUCGUCAGCUGUUUGCUUGUAUACACGUUAUCUACAUCUCGUUAUCUAUCUCGUUAUCUACAGUGACCUUCAGACUGCAAAUGAAAUACAGUGUAUCUCAGUAUUACAUUCACACUGAACAAGAGGAACGGCCGCUGCUGUGGUGGGUGAUGCGAUGAAUACUAAACACUCGUAAUAUGUGAACACUUAAUGACUGGAUUCUGAAUAAUGCUGGUCAAUUUGAGCACAACACACACACACACACACACACACACACACACACACACACACACACACUCUCUCUCUCUCUCUCUCUCUCUCUCUCUCUCUCUCUUUCUUGUUAGUUACCAUGCAACACAUCACUACCAAAACACGGUAAACGCCACACACCACCACCACCACCACCACCACCACUGGUAGCAUCACACAGCACGGUAAACACCACCACCACCACCAGGAGCAUCACGCAGCACGAUAGCCACCACAGUACACCACCACCACCACCACCACCACAGCUACACUGCAUCACCACCGCAGUACUGCAGAGGGCAUUGUAUCACGCACGCACGCACGCACACACCAUUUCAUCAACGUUGGUCCACUCGGUGCCUUACUGCUUCGGAAUUCUCUUCUCCGGCUUCCUGCUUGAGAAUGGCGCCUCCUCCACCACCACUGCCUGGAUCUACAACCUGUUUCUGGUGCUGUGGCAUUUCUCCCUGCUCCUCGCCAACCCGCUGUGCCAGGAGUUCGGGAUGCGCACUGUGGGCUUCACCUGUGUUUCGGUGUCAUCUCUCAGCAUCAUCUUGUCUGGCUUUGCACCCUCGGUUUAUUUCCUGUACUUCUCCUUCUCCUUGCUAGGAGGGUUGACUGUUGGCAUGUCUGUGAGCAUCGCAUUCUCUGUCCUGCCGCCUUACUUCGACAAGAACACUGGUAAGGCCAACACCUUGCUGGUGGCCGGCGGCCCAAUGGCACAGGUAAUAUUUGCGCCCCUCCUUCGCUACCUGCUUGACCUUUAUGGUCUUCAGGGCGCGGCACUGAUCCACGGUGCCAUCAUACUCAACGGACUGGUGGCUGUGUCCCUUUUCCACCCCGUCAGAUGGCACCUCAAGCCCUGGUCACACGAGGCGCCGCAGACACAGCACGGCACACUGCAGACUCUCAUGCCUCGCGAUAAAGCUUCCUCGCCGGCGCCCAGCGUGACGCCUCGCAGCACCCAGGCGUCUGGUGCCUCCCAGCCGGCGCCGAGGAACCGCUCCGUGCAGAGGCUGAGAGGAUCCCUCUCCGGGAGCCUCUCGUCCAUGGCGUCAGGCGGGUCAGAGGUCUCCGCCGGACUGGCUUUCUUGGCAGACGAGGGAGAGGAGUCGACGCCAGGUGACAAGGCCCGGGGCAAGAAUGUGCUGUGCAGGACGCUGCUGCGUGUCGGGGAAAGGAUCAGGACAGACGUGGGUGUGCUGCGCCAGUGCAGGUGUGUCAUCCUGGCUGUCACGAUCACGCUGACACAGACAACCUUCCUCAACUUCAUCAUGAUGCUUCCCUUCGUGGCCAAGGCCGCCCACCACAGCCUGGAGGACGCCGCCCGCUGCAUAGCGCUGCUGGGCGUCACCAACCUUGUCACUCGCCUGGUGGUGUCCCCGCUGUCAGACUGCAGCAUGUUCAGCAUCCGCCUCUCCGUCAUGCUGGGCUACCUGCUCAGGGCGUCAGGCAUCGCAGUGGCUGUGUUGUCCAGCGAGCUGUGGCAGCUGAUGGCGGCUGGCGUGGUGUUCGGCCUGGGUCUGGGCUUCUCGCUCAGCAUGUUCAACCUCGCCAUCGUGCACUACAUGGGCCUGGACAACCUCAGACCCACCAUUGGCAUUGUGGGUCUGGCGGGCGCUGUCGGCUUCCCCACCCUGGGGCCGCUCAUAGGGCUGAUCCGGGACCUGACGAGCAGCUACUCCGUGAGCCUGUGUGUGCUGGUGGCCCUGGACCUGCUGAGCGUGGCCCUGUGGUUCCUCAUGCCCGCGGCACAGGCCAGGGACGCCAGGAGGGCGCUGCACGUCAGGACGUCACGUGAGGCAACCUGCCUCUAGCACCACCAGUGGAAACCGACAGAAAAGUGCGGCGGACAGGAAGCCUCGGCACAAGAACAGCAAGGUUUCUUUAGGUUCACUGUUGGCUUGGAUACAGACACAAUUCCCGCGGCUGCAUCUUCUUCACGCAACAAAUAAUACAGCACGAGACAUUGAAAAUAUGUUAUGCCAUACUUGGAAAUGGUCACAUGAUUGAAAUGAACUUACAGCAAAUUAAAUAAACCACCAACUCUCUCUCUCUCUCUCUCUCUCUCUCUCUCUCUCUCUCUCUCUCUCUCUCUCUCUCUCUCUCUCUCUCUCUCUCUCUCUCUCUCUCUCUCUAUAUAUAUAUAUAUAUAUAUAUAUAUAUAUAUAUAUAUAUAUAUAUAUAUAUAUAUAUAUAUAUAUAUAUAUAUAUAUGAAGAGAUGGUACGUACAUAAUAUUUUUAAUUCUCCUAGUGGUGAAACGUAAAGAUACUUAAUCCAAUAAACAAGUCAAACC